CGAUAACAUGGCCGAAAACGAGCGGAUCGAAUCGGAGCGGCGGGCCUCUGAGGCCCGCCGCUCGUCGGGCCUGUACGUGGACGACAGUUGGCGGACGGCGUGCAGCUCGGACCGCUUCUCGGAUGCCGAAGCCGCGAACGAGCUGAGGAUGAUUGACGAGCUCCAAAAGGAUCGCUCGAGAGCGAUCACCACUCCCGAUAAAGGCCCGAGUGAAGCCAAUGUGGGCGCGCUCGACCGGGCGCGCGCCACGGCAGCUCAAGGACAUUCGUCAGGAAUAUCCCGGAUCUGAAGAGACGCGUUUCCGCUUCCGCCCUGUUCCUGACUUUAGUCGAAGCAUGUAGCAGCCAGACAGCUCCCCAAACUCUAGACUUGAGUUGUGUCCGACUUGUGUGAUGCCUCCAUGCGUUUUCCUGCGACCCGCGUCCGAUGACGACGACGCCCUA
Emiliania huxleyi CCMP1516 is the source of this 443-nucleotide messenger RNA. RefSeq lists its product as hypothetical. NCBI's taxonomy places the organism in Eukaryota, Haptophyta, Isochrysidales, Noelaerhabdaceae. The record is from RefSeq and is a predicted model, not a curated record. The coding region runs from base 8 to 289 and encodes 93 amino acids. The transcript is spliced from 2 exons.